AUGAGUCCCUUGCAGAAAGUGGCCCUGCUCGGCAGAGGCAAGCUGGGCACCGUCCUCCUGACCGAACUCCUCAACGCCAACUACCCCGUAACAGUCCUCAGCCGCACCACCACCCCAGCGACCUCUCUCCCCCCCGGCGCAACCCUGCACCAAGUAGACUACACCUCAUUCGAAGACCUCAAAACCGCACUCACAGGCCACGACACCAUAAUCUCAACCCUCGCCUACAGCGCCAUGCCGCUCCAAAAACCCAUCAUCGACGCCGCAAUCGCCGUCGGCGCAAAGCGCUUCAUCCCAGCCGAGUACGGCGCCAUGGAAAUCGACCCGCGGAUAACGUACUACAAAGAGCCGCUGGAGAUCCGCGCGUACCUAGCGGAGAAGGCGGAGCGUAACGAGAUCGAGUAUGCGAUUUUCCACGCGGGCGUGUGGAUGGAGGUUAUAUUCAGCACGCCGCUGAUUGUGGACUUUGAGCAUCGCGGCGUGAGGGUGUUUGAUGGCGGCGUUCAUGGGUUUAGUGUUAGUCGGGUGCGGACGCUUGCGAGGGCGAUUGUUGCGUCUUUGGAGAAACGUGAGGAGACGAGGAAUCGGGUUGUUAGGGUUCAUGAUGCGGUGCUGACGCAGCGGGGGGUUUUGGAGAUGGCGAAGAAGUGUACGCCCGGUGAGGAGUGGGUGGAGAUUAGCGUUGAUGCGCGGAAGGAGGUUGAGGAGCUUAUUGAGAAGACCGGGGAGAGGGUUGAUGAUCUGCUUUGGCCGGGGUUGUUUGCGGCGGUGUUGAUGAGUGGGGGGUUUGGGGCACAGUAUCGGGAUGUUGAUAAUGAGCUGUUGGGGAUAGAGAUGAUGAGUGAGGAGGAGAUUGAGGAGUUUUCUAGUGGGUGGAAAAGUUAA
Molecule: messenger RNA, 885 nt
Organism: Aspergillus mulundensis
Lineage: Eukaryota; Fungi; Ascomycota; Eurotiomycetes; Eurotiales; Aspergillaceae
Exons: 2
Coding region: 1-885 (294 amino acids)
Source: RefSeq, a predicted model, not a curated record